Molecule: messenger RNA, 1221 nt
Organism: Anopheles maculipalpis
Lineage: Eukaryota; Metazoa; Arthropoda; Insecta; Diptera; Culicidae
Exons: 3
Coding region: 1-1221 (406 amino acids)
Source: RefSeq, a predicted model, not a curated record
AUGGGUGACGCUACCACAACCGAAACGAAACCGGCCACGCCGCCAGAAUGGCUCAACAACGGCUAUUUGGAAACGGUUCUACGCAAAUCGGAAGGUGAUCGAGAUUUGCACGUUGUCAGUGUCGAGAGUACACCGGUCGGAAAACCGGGUGAAUACCUGGCUAGUCAACUGUUUCGUCUAACCGUGCAGUACGAGGGUGCUAAGCAGAAUGGUGUCAAACGAUUGGUGGUAAAAUUACUGCCCGAAAAGGGAGUUAUAGCCGAGUCGAUGGAUUCGAAUUUGUUUAAAACGGAGCUUAAAAUGUAUGGCGAAUUUUUGCCCAAAAUGGAACGCAUUUUGGAGGACAAUGAACGUCCGGUACAGCUUCCCAAGUGUGUUCACGUUAGUGCAGUGCCACAUCCGACCAUCAUACUGGAAGAUCUCACACCCGCAGGUUGGAAGGGACACGAUCUGAUCGAAAGUUUCGAAGAAGCGAAACCGGUCACGAUCGCGAUCGCCCGGUUCCAUGCGGCUUCGUUCUAUCUGAGCAAAAAUAAGACCGAUUUUGAAAGUUUCCAAACGGAUGUGUUCGAGAAAAAACACCCAGUGCUUGACUGGAUGUUUGGUAAAAAUUUGACAGCUUUCAUUGAGGCGCUGCGAACCUGGGACGGUUGCGAACAGUUUGUAGUACCGUUCGAGCGUGUCGCUGCCGACUAUUGCGAUCGGUUGCACAACAUCUACAGCUGCAAAACACCGGGCCGGGUAUACAAUGUGCUGAACCAUGGAGAUUUUCAUGCGAAAAAUCUGCUCCAUCACUUCAACGAUGAGGGUGCAAUUGUUGAUACGCGUUUCCUCGAUUUCCAAGCCUCCUGUUGGUCGACACCGGCAAUCGAUCUCUACUACCUGCUGAACAACAUCGUACAUUACAAGGUGAAGGCCGCACAUAAGGACGAUCUGAUUUCCUUCUACCAUGCUGAGUUUGUUGGUACACUGAAAGCGCUCGGAUAUCUAGGCUACAUCCCGACAAUGCUCGAUCUCCAGAUCGAGCUGCUGCGAAACGGAUUCCUUGAUAUUCUACACUACACCUGUUUCCUGCAGUUCAGAUUUUUCGAUUUCAGUAAAAUUCCCCCAGAAAAGCUUGCCAGUGGAGAGGUGGGCAAUUUGGGACUGGAAAGUGAAGACUAUCAAGCGCUUAUGAAAUCGCUCUUGCCCACCUACUUGCACAAGGGACUCCUGGAAUAG